This is a messenger RNA of Kwoniella shivajii, 3366 nucleotides long. RefSeq lists its product as uncharacterized. Gene Ontology annotation, biological process: phospholipid translocation; endocytosis; retrograde vesicle-mediated transport, Golgi to endoplasmic reticulum. Lineage: Eukaryota; Fungi; Basidiomycota; Tremellomycetes; Tremellales; Cryptococcaceae. The transcript is spliced from 16 exons. Gene Ontology annotation, cellular component: trans-Golgi network; endosome; plasma membrane. The record is from RefSeq and is a predicted model, not a curated record. Gene Ontology annotation, molecular function: ATP binding; ATPase-coupled intramembrane lipid carrier activity; magnesium ion binding. Bases 1 to 3366 code for a protein of 1121 amino acids.
AUGUCACGUCCUCUCAACUCUUCCUCCUACCCUCUGCAGAGCAUCUCUCAGCGAUCGUCUAUCUCUGGACCCUCGAUGUCAUCUCAACCUAAUAUCGCGGACGAUCCACCAAACAGGAGCAGGCUAGGAGUCGGACAUGGAAAAGGAAAGAAGAAGAGGGUUAGUGAUGCGGAUGAAGAAGAGGCUCUUUUAGGGUACAGUGGAAUGGAUGGCAUUGACGAGCGCAAUGAGAAUAAACGACCGGAAAACGUAAAUAUCGGUGGGAAGGGUAAAAAUGGAUCACGAACGAUCCCUCUUCAGUCAUCCUCAUCAAACAAAUCCCCUUUUCCUCCAAAUAUCGUCCGUAAUCAGAAAUAUAGCGUUGUUACUUUUUUACCUCUGGUAUUUUACGAGCAGUUCAAGUUCUUCUUCAAUUUCUAUUUUCUGGUCGUCGCUUUAUCGCAAUUUGUUCCUGCUCUCAAAAUAGGCUAUAUCGUUACGUAUGUUGCUCCGUUGGCAUUCGUAUUAGCAGUGACAAUGGGCAAAGAAGCAUAUGAUGAUUAUCAACGAUAUAUAAGAGAUAGAGAAGCUAAUUCUACUCGAUAUCUUGUUCUCCUACCUCAACCUCCAUCACCCUUACAUCAUUAUUCCCCACUACCUGGUGAACCCCCUAUAUCACCUUCAUUACCUCGUCCACAAACAAGGUCAACACCUGCUUCAUCUAUAAAAGUAGGAGAUAUGGUCUUGUUAGAAAAGAAUCAACGUAUUCCCGCAGAUAUGGUCUUGUUGACUACUAGUGAAGAAGAAGGAACGUGUUUCAUCCGGACUGAUCAAUUGGAUGGUGAGACAGAUUGGAAAUUGAGAGUAGCGAUUGGAGAGACCCAACAAUUGGGUGAAAAAGGCGUUGGUUCAGCAGAAGGAAGUCUAUAUGCCGACCCGCCCAUUAAAGAUAUCCAUACAUUCUACGGUAUUUUGACUCUUCGUUCUCUCACUCCAGGACCACAAGAGGUAACUACAAUCCCACUUUCGGUCGAAAAUGUCUUAUGGGCGAAUACGGUUCUUGCAGCUGGCUCAGCAGUUGGUUUAGUGACGUACACAGGAAAAGAGACUAGAGCAGUCCUUAAUACUAGUGAACCGGAGACUAAGAUGGGUACACUGGAGAAAGAAGUCAAUAAAAUGGCUAAAAUCCUAUGUACUGUCACUUUCGCUCUGUCAGUGUUCCUAGUCGCCUUGAAUGGAUUUAGAGGUCAAUGGUAUAUUUACGUAUUCCGAUUCUUGAUCUUGUUUUCAUCAAUCAUCCCUAUCAGUUUACGAGUGAAUCUCGAUAUGGGUAAAACUGUAUAUGCCCAUCAAAUACAUAAUGAUCCUGAAAUACCUGAAACUAUCGUUCGAACUUCUACUCUACCGGAAGAACUGGGUAGAGUAGAAUAUCUCUUGAGUGAUAAAACUGGUACCCUAACAAGAAAUGAAAUGGAGUUAAAGAAAUUGCAUAUGGGCACCCUUGUGUUCGGGUGGGAUUCAAUGGACGAGGUCGCUCAUCUCACAUCUCAGGCUCUAAAUGAGCAGGACGGUACCAUGGAACGAAGAAAGAGCUCGAUGAGCGCAAUACCUGGUCGUGGUAGACGUGAUAUGUCAUCGAGAGUUAGAGAUGCGGUAAUGGCUCUAGCUACAUGUCAUAAUGUGACGCCUGUAACCAAUGAUGAUGGCUCCGUAACGUAUCAAGCUUCCUCGCCAGAUGAAGUAGCGAUAGUGGAAUGGGUUGAAUCGGUCGGAGUUCGACUGAUACAUCGAGAUCGAACAUCCAUGACAGUCUUGUCCACUGCAGGUACCGAGUACAUUCACGAUGUAUUGUACAUAUUCCCAUUCACCUCGGAAUCUAAGAGAAUGGGAAUCAUAGUACGCGAACGAUCAAGUGGAAUAAUCACUUUUAUUCAAAAAGGUGCUGAUACAAUAAUGGCUAAAUUGGUGCAGAAGAAUGAUUGGCUAGAAGAAGAAUGCGGCAAUAUGGCAAGAGAAGGUUUACGUACUUUAGUACUAGGAAGAAAAAAACUAACAGAUUCAUCAUUUAACGAAUUUGAUAGAAGAUAUAAGAAAGCACAAUUAGUUUCAGGUGAAGAAAGAUCAAUUGAACUAGCAAAAGUGGUGACAGAAUGUCUGGAAAAUGAAUUAGAAUUAUUAGCUUUGACGGGUGUCGAAGAUAAAUUACAAGAAGAUGUCAAAUCAACACUCGAAUUAUUAAGGAAUGCAGGGUUGAAAAUAUGGAUGUUGACAGGUGAUAAGAUUGAGACCGCUACGAAUAUCGCUAUUUCAAGUAAAUUGGUUGGAAGAGGUCAAUACAUACAUCAAGCUGCCAAGUUGACAUCGUCUGAUCAAGUUAGGGAUAUGCUGGAUUUCCUUAGUGCGAAAUUAGAUGCUUGUUUAGUCAUUGAUGGAGAGUCACUCCAGCUCUGUCUGGAUCGGUUCCGCCCAGAAUUUGUUCACCUAGCUACGCAGCUGCCAACUGUUGUAGCUUGCCGAUGCUCGCCUACUCAGAAAGCAGAUGUUGCAAGGCUGAUAAGGGAGUACACAAAGAAGACUGUUUGUUGUAUCGGUGAUGGUGGAAAUGAUGUCAGUAUGAUCCAAGCUGCAGAUGUCGGCGUCGGUAUAGUAGGAAAAGAAGGAAAACAAGCUUCACUUUCAGCUGAUUUCUCAAUCAACCAAUUCUCAUAUCUUACCAAGUUACUCUUAUGGCACGGACGCAAUUCAUAUAAACGAUCUGCGAAAUUAAGUCAAUUUGUCAUUCAUAGAGGAUUAAUCAUAGCUGUCAUUCAAGCUGUUUUCAGUAGUAUCUUCUUUUUCGCUCCCAUUGCGCUUUAUCAAGGAUGGCUGCAGGUCGGUUAUGCCACCUUAUAUACUAUGGCCCCUGUAUUUUCCUUGGUCUUGGACAAAGAUGUCAAUGAGGACUUAGCAUUACUGUAUCCUGAGCUAUACAAGGAUCUCACAAAGGGUCGAUCAUUAUCGUACAAAACGUUUUUCACUUGGUUGCUCAUUUCAGUAUAUCAAGGAGGGAUUAUCAUGCUUCUGUCUUUGCUCUUAUUCGAAUCUGAAUUCCUGCAUAUAGUGGCUAUAUCAUUCUCUGCUCUGGUAAUCAACGAAUUGAUAAUGGUAGCGUUGGAAGUAACGACUUGGCAUACGUAUAUGAUCUUGAGUGAAUUAGGCACUGCAGUCCUAUACUUCGGUAGUAUGGCUGUUUUACCUGCUUACUUUGAUCUUUCAUUCGUGCUAUCAAAGCAGUUCGCUUAUAAAGUAGCUAUCAUCGUAGCAUUCUCUUCAUUCCCGUUAUACGUCAUCAAAGCUGUUCACAGGAGGUUCAAUCCUGCCGAUUAUGCUAAAGUGUCAGGUAUAUAG